UAGCCACUACAGGUACAACAACUACAACAACUGCUCAAACAUCAACCACUACAGCUGUCUCAUCAACUACACCGUCUCCCACAACUGCAACAACAAACAUGGCAGGUGCCACAACAACCACAGUUGCUCCAACAUCAACAGCAGCAACCACAUCAACCACAUCACUUCCCACAACAACAACUACAACUGCCACAACAACCACACCUGCUCCAGCAACAAUUACAGCUGUAGCCACUACAGCUGAAACAACUACAAUGACAGCUCAAACAUCAACCACUACAGCUGUCUCAUCAACUACACCUGCUCCAACAGCUGCAACAACAAACACGGCAGGUGCCACAACAACCACAGUUGCUCCCACAACAACUGCAGCUGCCACAACAACCACAGAACAUGCCACAUCAACUACAUCUGCCAGCACAACAACUGCACCCACAUCAACCACUGAUACAGCCACAACAACUACAUCUGCAACAACUACAACAACAGCUCAAACACCAACCACUACAGCUGUCUCAUCAACUACACCAGCUCUGACAACAACAAAAACUGCAACAACAAACACAGCAGGUGCCGCAGCAACCACAUCUGCCACUACUACAACAACGGCUCAAACAUCAACCACUACAGCUUUCUCAUCAACUACACCUGCACCAACAACAACUGCAACAUCAACAACAACUGCAACAACAAACACGGCAGGUGUCACAGCAACCACAUCUGCCACUACAACAACCACAUCUGCUCCAACAACAACUACAGCUUCAACAACUACAACAAAAGCUCAAACAUCAACCACUACAACUGUCUCAUCAACCACACCUGCUCCAACAUCAAGAACUGCUGCAACAACAAACACUGCAGGUACCACAGAAAUCACGGUUCCUCCAACAACAAACUCGGCAGCUGCCACGUCAACCACAGCACUAACCCCAACUACUGCAGCCCCAACUGCAACUACAGACUCAACAGCAAAGCCUACAGCAAAUGAGGGAUCAGUGGAAUUAGGAUUUAGAAUGCUCCGUACAUUCAUGGAUGAUUAUUCCAACUCUUCUACCACAGCAUAUCAGGAACUGGCAGCAAAUGUUACUACGGAGAUUAAUCGUGGUUACAAAAUAUUAUACCCCUUAACUUACCUAAGGUCUAGGAUCCUGCAAUUCACGAGUGGCUCUGUUAUUGUCAACAUGACCCUUGUUUUUGUAAACCAGACAGUGGUUCCCAAUGUAACAAGUGUAAAGCAGGGAUUGGCCCUGUCUCUGGCUGAUGAACACACCUUCUUAAAUGUUGAUCCAACCUCCAUUAGUGCAUCCACAACAACUGCUACCAUCACAGCCUCAACUACAGCCCCAACUACAGCAGGUCCAGCCUCAGUGGCCAGUAACUCAGGAGUCAACACCUUGACAAUCAACAGGUGGAUUGCAAUUUGGCUACCCAUACUCUUUACUACGCUAACAAGAUGGUCUCUUGAAUUGUGAAUUAAAAGACAUUAACAGAGCAACAACACUAUUUAUAUUAAAGUGAAGACUAAUGGAAAUUGACAUAGAAAGUUGUACUGCCUGCCUUAUUUAUAAUUUUCCAGAGGAGAAAUCAAAAUUGUACAAUGUUUUUUUUCCAUUUUCUGAUUCCAAUUUUCUAUUCCCGGUGGUUCACUGAUGUGAUAUUAUAUGAAGCAAAUUGAGUAUGCUCAAACUAUAAUAACCUAUUUUUACAUGCUACUUAAUGCUAAUGCUGUUAAAACUGCUGGGCAGAUUACAGUAUCCUCUUUAGUACUUUGAUUAAGACAUGAUGUGUUGCACCAAUAAACUGUAUUUCAUAAUAUUUAACAAUACCCUAUUUAUAAAGUAACAUUUUUAUAUUGAACAG
Molecule: messenger RNA, 1863 nt
Organism: Esox lucius (northern pike)
Lineage: Eukaryota; Metazoa; Chordata; Actinopteri; Esociformes; Esocidae
Product: mucin-5AC
Exons: 5
Coding region: 99-1475 (458 amino acids)
Source: RefSeq, a predicted model, not a curated record